This is a messenger RNA of Dipodomys ordii (Ord's kangaroo rat), 594 nucleotides long. Its product is annotated as ctenidin-3-like. Lineage: Eukaryota; Metazoa; Chordata; Mammalia; Rodentia; Heteromyidae. The transcript is spliced from 3 exons. The record is from RefSeq and is a predicted model, not a curated record. The coding region runs from base 1 to 594 and encodes 197 amino acids.
AUGGUUAUGGUAUUGGUGGUGAUGGUGAUGAUAAUGAUGGUGGUGGUGGAACUGGUGGUAACGAUUGGUGGUGAUGGCGAUGAUGACGGUGGUGGUGGUAGUAAUGAUGGUAGAAAUGGUGGUGGUGGUGAUGAUGGGGGUGAUAAUGGUGAUAGUGGUGGUGAUGGAGAUCAUGAUGGUGAUUACAGUAGUGAUGGUGAUGAUCAGAAUGGUGACACUGAUGAUGAUGAUAUUGGUGAUAGUGGUGACAAUGGUGAUAUUGGUGAUAGUGGUGAUAGUGGGGGCGGAGAUGGUGAUCGUGGUGACCAUGGCGAUAGUGACGAUGAGGAUCAUGGUGGUGGGAGUGGGGGUGAUGGGAGUGGUAGAAGUGGUGAGGAUAAUGAUGGUGAUUACAGUAGUGAUGGUGAUGAUGAUGGUGGUAGUGACAGUGUUGAGGAUGUUGAGUGUGUCAAUGGUAAUAAUGAUGGCGAUGGUAGUGAUGAUAAUGAUCAGAAUGGCGGUGGUAAUAGUGAUGAUGGUGAUAUUGGUGAUAGCGGUGACCGUGGCGAUAGUGGCGAUGAGGAUCAUGGUGGCGGGAGUGGUCGAAGUGAUUAG